AUGUCAAGGGAUCCACUAGUAGUAGGACAUGUAGUAGGUGACAUUUUGGACCCAUUUAUUAAAACAGCCUCACUUAAGGUUCUGUAUAACAACAAGGAACUGACCAAUGGAUCUGAGCUCAAGCCAUCACAAGUAGCAAAUGAACCAAGGGUUGAAAUUUCUGGGCGCGAAAUGAGGAACCUUUACACUCUGGUGAUGGUGGAUCCAGACUCCCCCAGUCCAAGUAACCCAACAAAAAGAGAAUACCUUCAUUGGUUGGUGACAGACAUCCCGGAAUCAGCAAAUGCUAGCUAUGGAAAUGAAAUUGUCAGCUAUGAAAACCCAAAGCCAACUGCUGGAAUACAUCGCUUUGUCUUUGUACUCUUCCGCCAGUCUGUCCAGCAAACCGUUUAUGCACCAGGAUGGAGACAAAAUUUCAACACUAGAGACUUUUCUGCGCUCUAUAAUCUUGGGCCUCCUGUGGCUGCAGUGUUCUUCAAUUGUCAAAGGGAGAAUGGGUGUGGAGGCAGACGAUAUAUUAGAUAA
Miscanthus lutarioriparius is the source of this 525-nucleotide messenger RNA. The record is from the annotation of a GenBank genome assembly. NCBI's taxonomy places the organism in Eukaryota, Viridiplantae, Streptophyta, Magnoliopsida, Poales, Poaceae.